Neltuma alba is the source of this 1137-nucleotide messenger RNA. Its product is annotated as zinc finger protein CONSTANS-LIKE 5-like. Gene Ontology annotation, molecular function: DNA-binding transcription factor activity; protein binding. NCBI's taxonomy places the organism in Eukaryota, Viridiplantae, Streptophyta, Magnoliopsida, Fabales, Fabaceae. Gene Ontology annotation, cellular component: nucleus. The transcript is spliced from 3 exons. Gene Ontology annotation, biological process: regulation of flower development. The record is from RefSeq and is a predicted model, not a curated record. The coding region runs from base 53 to 883 and encodes 276 amino acids.
UCUAGUAGCUGCUUCCGAUCUCCGGUUAAAAUAUCGCACAUCAACACGCGCCAUGUACCCACACUCUAACCAUACAUUCUCACGCGCCGCCAAAUCCAUCGAUCAUUUGCCGUCGCCAGCCGCAGCCACCACGCCACCACUACCCCAUCCUUCAGUUACGUCAAUGCAUUCCAUCUCCACUUCCCAGCAACACCUCAUCCCGGACCAGUUCGCCGUCACUGAUUUCGACUCGCUGCUCAGCUCGGAGAUGAGCCUCAACAAUAAUAGUUGCAGCAGCGGUUGUAGCAGCUACGGCUCGCCAAGUUCGCUGCCCACCUAUAGAACUCAGCGGCCGAGCUGGAUGCAGAGGAGCGAGAGCAGCCACUCGCUCCAUAAGAAUGAAUAUCGCAACCCUGUUUCUACUCUGCUUGCCGAGUUUCUCGACUCCGACGACGGUCCGGUUCGCAGAGUCUACAGUACUGGUGAUUUGCAGAAGGUAAACGGAAUGCAACAGAGGAAUCAUGGGGCAGAGAUUGCAUUGUCAAGCGAAAGCAGUAUGAUCAUAGAGGGGAUGAGCAGAGCAUGUCGUUAUAGCCCAGAGGAGAAGAAGGUUAGGAUUGAGAGAUAUAGAAGCAAGCGAAAUCUGAGAAACUUCAACAAGAAAAUCAAGUAUGCAUGCAGGAAAACAUUAGCAGACAGCAGGCCGCGCAUCAGAGGAAGAUUUGCAAGGAACGAAGAAACUGACAAGAGCCCUCCAGUUCAGUGGAGCCAUGAGAAUGGUGUUGGAGCUGACGAAGAAGAUGAGGAAGAGGAUAAUUGGGUUAAUUUAUUUGAUAAUUUAGUUGCUGCAAAUAAUCUUGUUCAAGGGCCUCAAGAUAGUUCUCCAUUUGGUCUCAUGUUUUAGAAUAAAGUAUAGCUAUCAGGUUCAACCGGGAUUGCUUUUGAUCCUCCUUCUAUGUAUUAUGGUGCGAAUUUAGAAAUUAUAGUAACUAUUAGUGAAUAAUGUAAAUAUAUAUAUAGUGAUUGGGAUGUGACCAUGUGCUCCUACUGGACUCUAAUCUAGCUAGGGUCAAGUUUUUGAGUGCCCUUUUUAACCUUUUUAUAGACUCUGCAUCAGCAGCAAUUAGUGCAUAAUUGUAUAUCAAAACUUUAAUGACA